GGUCCACAACACACCCCACAUCUCUCUCUCUCUCUCUCUCUCUCUAAAACUAUUUCUCUCUCUCUCUUUCAGUUGUUUGCUGCUGCUGCUAACUUGCGCGCACACCACUGCUUAUCCUGCGCUCCACGCCUGAGAUGACUCCGGCGGUACAGGAGUGCCCAAUAGGGUUAAGAUCAGACGGCUGUAGAUUAGAGAUUGUAUAGAGGGAACCACGCAAAUGGACGGUCCUAAGAGCCAAGCGAAGCUUACGAGGACUCAGUCGUCUCUUCUCCGGUCAUCUCCGACCAUCCGAUCGUCAAUCCACAGCCUCUCUUCCGUGAACGAGAUCACGUCAGAGCAAGAAGAAGACAUAGAAGAACAGAAGCCACACAAGCCCGGUUCAGCCCCGGUUCGUCGCUGUUAUCGCCGGUUCGUCCCCGUUCUCGCUAUACUCUCCAUCACUCUCUACACCCUUUACCUCUAUUUCGGAAACGACGACGUACCCACAUCGGAAAACCUCCUCUUAGCCCUGAUUUUCCUCGCUGUCUUGCUCUUUUUCGCCGGAAAGAACAAGGGUUUGGUCCACCAAACCUUGGCAUUUCUGAGAAAAAUCUUGGAUGAGUACAAAAAGAAACUUGGGUUCUCCAAAAACAAUCCCAAACCGGUCCAAUGGUUCAUCGGGGAGUCCACAGAGUCGAUAAAGGACAAAAGAGAUGGAAAAGACAAGCGAAUUAUACGAGAAGGUGUUGAGUUUUACAGCAAUGGCGAUUUCUACGAAGGGGAGUUUCAUAAGGGGAGGUGUAAUGGGAGUGGAGUGUACAAUUACUUUGUAAAUGGAAGGUAUGAGGGUGAUUGGGUUGAUGGGAGGCAUGAUGGGUAUGGAAUUGAGAGCUGGGCUAGAGGUAGCCGGUACCGGGGUCAGUAUCGACAAGGUCUCCGGCACGGUUUUGGGGUUUAUAGGUUCUAUACAGGGGAUACUUAUUCAGGGGAAUGGUUUAAUGGGCAGAGCCAUGGUCUCCGGCACGGUUUUGGGGUUUAUAGGUUCUAUACAGGGGAUACUUAUUCAGGGGAAUGGUUUAAUGGGCAGAGCCAUGGAGUUGGAGUUCAAACUUGCUCUGAUGGAAGCUGUUACAUUGGUGAAUUCAAGUGUGGGGUCAAGCAUGGCCUUGGUUGCUACCAUUGUAGAAAUGGGGACAGAUAUGGCGGGGAAUACUUUGGCGACAAAAUCCAUGGAUUUGGCGUAUAUCACUUUGCUAAUGGCCACUGCUACGAGGGCUCGUGGCAUGAAGGCCGUAAACAAGGGUAUGGCAUGUAUACGUUCAGAAAUGGUGACACAAGGUGUGGCGAAUGGGACUGUGGCAAUCUUAAGACACCUCUACCCCUACUAACGGACGCAGUCCUGCGAGCACUACAGGCUGCUAGAAAAACAGCUGCUAAUGCAAUUCACAUUCGGAGAGUGGAUGAACAAGUGAACAAGGCGGUGAUGGCUGCAAACAAAGCUGCCACUGCUGCUAGAGUUGCUGCUGUCAAAGCUGUUCAAAACAGGAUGGAUGGUAAAUUUUGCGAUACUGACAACAACAACAAUGACAACAACUGAGAGGGGACAGACAAGCUUUGCUUGCAAGUGUAAAUUUACUAAAAUGUUAAGUAUUAGGAAAGCAAAUCACCCCGGUGGGCACAAGCUCAUCGGAGGGUGAGAGAGAGAGAGGUGUAACUUGUACAAAAAUCCUUUGUGUACACCAUCAAUGGAAGUUGAAUGAGUUUUUUUCCCCCCUUCA
Camellia sinensis is the source of this 1757-nucleotide messenger RNA. NCBI's taxonomy places the organism in Eukaryota, Viridiplantae, Streptophyta, Magnoliopsida, Ericales, Theaceae. The record is from RefSeq and is a predicted model, not a curated record.